CUCCUCCUCCUCCUCCUCCUCUUCCUCCUCCUCCUCUUCUUCAAUUCUCCCGGUGUCUCUGCUCCGCUCGCCGGCUUCCGAGAAACCCCUACUUCAGUAGCCGACCCAGCGCCUAGGCGGGUUGCCUUGGGCUGGGGGCACAUCCCGGGGAGGGGAGCGGUCCAGGCAGCUGGGCGGCCGCGGGCACCUAGUCGCUCCCGGGUGAGCCCCGACCGCAGCCGUCGCAGCCUCGGGCAGAGUUUGCGCUCCUGCUUUGCGCCGGGGGCGCCGAAGACGGGCGGGCGAUGCCCGCGGCGUGAAAGCGCCCGCGGCGGGCGCUGACCUCUGCCCUGGUCUCUCGCCCCCUCCCGCACCCACCCCCCCCCCCCGCCCCGUGCCCUUGUGACCCUGGCUUUGGCGCCGCCGACCAGGCGCCCCGCGAUGUAGCUGCCCCCGCUCCUCGGCGGGAGGCGUCCUGGCCCGCGGGCGCCCGGGGCCCGGAGCCCGGCCUGGGGGCACAGCCGAGCUCGGGCGGGGCCGGGGCCGCGGUGGCUAUGCACCGGGCCCGUUAGCGCGGGGAGCGCCAGGCAGCUGAGGCGGGGGGCAAGCCCUCCCGCGGAGGAGCCGCGCCCCCGGCCCCGCCGGUCCCGCCGCGAUGCUGUUCCACAGUCUGUCGGGCCCCGAGGUGCACGGGGUCAUCGACGAGAUGGACCGCAGGGCCAAGAGCGAGGCUCCCGCCAUCAGCUCCGCCAUCGACCGCGGCGACACGGAGACGACCAUGCCGUCCAUCAGCAGUGACCGCGCUGCGCUCUGCGCCGGCUGCGGGGGCAAGAUCUCCGACCGCUACUACCUGCUGGCGGUGGACAAACAGUGGCACAUGCGCUGCCUCAAGUGCUGCGAGUGCAAGCUCAACCUGGAGUCGGAGCUCACCUGUUUCAGCAAGGAUGGAAGCAUCUACUGCAAGGAAGACUACUACAGGCGGUUCUCUGUGCAGCGCUGCGCCCGCUGCCACCUAGGCAUCUCGGCCUCGGAGAUGGUGAUGCGAGCUCGGGACUUGGUUUAUCACCUCAACUGCUUCACGUGCACUACGUGUAACAAGAUGCUGACCACGGGAGACCACUUCGGCAUGAAGGACAGCCUGGUCUACUGCCGCUUGCACUUCGAGGCGCUGCUGCAGGGCGAGUACACCGCGCACUUCAACCACGCGGAUGUGGCAGCCGCAGCGGCGGCAGCUGCCGCGGCCAAGAGCGCGGGGUUGGGUGCAGCCGGGGCCAACCCUCUGGGUCUUCCCUACUACAAUGGCGUGGGCACGGUGCAGAAGGGGCGGCCGAGGAAGCGCAAGAGCCCCGGGCCCGGGGCGGACCUGGCGGCCUACAACGCUGCCCUGAGCUGCAACGAGAACGAUGCGGAGCACCUGGACCGCGACCAGCCGUACCCGAGCAGCCAGAAGACGAAGCGCAUGCGCACCUCCUUCAAGCACCACCAGCUUCGGACCAUGAAGUCUUACUUUGCCAUUAACCACAACCCCGACGCCAAGGACUUGAAGCAGCUCGCGCAAAAGACGGGCCUCACCAAGCGGGUCCUCCAGGUCUGGUUUCAGAACGCCCGGGCCAAGUUCAGGCGCAACCUUUUACGGCAGGAAAACACUGGCGUGGACAAGUCGACGGAGGCGGCGCUGCAGACGGGGACGCCGUCAGGACCGGCCUCGGAGCUGUCCAACGCCUCGCUCAGCCCCUCCAGCACGCCCACCACCCUCACAGACUUGACUAGCCCCACCCUGCCGACUGUGACAUCCGUCUUAACUUCUGUGCCUGGCAACCUGGAGGGCCACGAGCCUCACAGCCCCUCGCAAACGACUCUUACCAACCUUUUCUAAUGAUUCUCGGCCCCCCGCCCCUGCCCC
Messenger RNA from Orcinus orca (killer whale), 1882 nucleotides. RefSeq names its product LIM homeobox 2 (gene LHX2). Bases 635 to 1855 code for a protein of 406 amino acids. The transcript is spliced from 5 exons. Gene Ontology annotation, molecular function: RNA polymerase II transcription regulatory region sequence-specific DNA binding; DNA-binding transcription factor activity, RNA polymerase II-specific. The record is from RefSeq and is a predicted model, not a curated record. Lineage: Eukaryota; Metazoa; Chordata; Mammalia; Artiodactyla; Delphinidae. Gene Ontology annotation, biological process: regulation of transcription by RNA polymerase II; neuron differentiation. Gene Ontology annotation, cellular component: nucleus.